AAUAAACAUGAUAAAAAUUUCAAGAAGCCUGAUUGUAGUUGAAAUCGUAUACUGAAUUAUUUUUAUAUGAUGAAUAUUAAAAAUUCAUUAGACGGGUAAUUGAUGACAUGAUUGGAGGUGUAGUGAGAAAACUUGGGGAAGAAAUGCUUUACUUUAGUCUUUAGGCAUACUCACUCAUGUAUAUAAAUAAAAUGGCAGACUAGUAUUGUUAUUGUUUGAGAGGUGUUAAAUUAUGUCAUUCACAGUGGUGACAGUUAAAUCUGCUCCUCUUUCAAUCCCAUGGUUUCGCUCUCACAAUCGUCUUGGUCGAAUCGCUCUUUCCACUCACCACGCUUCUAAUUCUAGUCAACGCGUCUCCUGUUUCUCUCUAUCUCAGGUUCAGCUUCCAUCAACUCCAUUUUCCUCUCUGUCCCGUAGUGAUUACAAUCGAAAUUUAUUUCAGAGUCGCAAUAAUUUCGCCCAUGGUCCUCGCACGUGGAUGCUUCCAAUCCGCGAUGAUGAUGAUGAUGAUGAUGACGAUGAAAAUGAGGAGGAUCGGAGUUGGGAACUGUUGGGGAGGUUCGUUCAGAAUGUGUUCAAGAAGGUUUCGAAGAGAGCGAGGAAAGCGGUUCGAUCCGUUCUUCCUUUUCCCAUCUCCACUCAUUUGGUGCGGUUUUCUGUGAAUGGGAUCCUGAUGCUGACGUUCUUGUGGAUUUUUAAGAUAUUUCUUGAGGUGUUGUGCACACUUGGAAGUGUAGUGUUUGUAAGCAUCUUAUUAAUCCGUGGGAUAUGGUCUGGUGUUAGUUUUUUACAAGAAAAUAGACGCCAAAAAAUGGAUGAACUAGAUAUGCCCAAUGCCUGGAAGUGGAAUGGUGCGCAGCCCGUGACUUGAGUAGUUCUGAAGACAUGCACAAACAAGUCACAAUUAAGAUUUAUUACUACUUGUGGAAGACAGGGAAGAAGUCGAAUUAGGGAAAUAACACCAGAGAAAAUUUUACACUGCCACUGGAAGCAUACCUUACUGCAAGUUUGAUUGACAUAGAAUAAAAAAUUAUGGGAAGCUGCUGAACAAGAUUCAGUUAAAAUAUUUGUGGUUUGUAUAAAAAACGUAUAGAAGCAGUCACUAACUUAAUUUUUAUUUUAUUUUAUUUACCAUUUUUAGAGCUAAUAAAAAGAUGAUUCAUAUGAUACAAUUCAUAUCAAAUGUAGUGUUAGUUUAGGAGAGAUCAUGUAUCUGCGUUAUUAUAGCCAGUAAGUUUAUAACUUCCUUUGCCAGAUGUUGUACUCUUGUUCAUUAUUAUUUUUUAAAUAAUAUAAAUCUGGAAAUUAAAAAG
Cajanus cajan (pigeon pea) is the source of this 1313-nucleotide messenger RNA. Its product is annotated as ATP phosphoribosyltransferase regulatory subunit. The record is from RefSeq and is a predicted model, not a curated record. Gene Ontology annotation, biological process: regulation of abscisic acid-activated signaling pathway; negative regulation of photomorphogenesis. NCBI's taxonomy places the organism in Eukaryota, Viridiplantae, Streptophyta, Magnoliopsida, Fabales, Fabaceae.